Messenger RNA from Ictidomys tridecemlineatus (thirteen-lined ground squirrel), 1630 nucleotides. It is a transcript of the gene Anapc16, whose product is annotated as anaphase promoting complex subunit 16. Lineage: Eukaryota; Metazoa; Chordata; Mammalia; Rodentia; Sciuridae. The record is from RefSeq and is a predicted model, not a curated record. Gene Ontology annotation, cellular component: anaphase-promoting complex; cytosol; kinetochore. Gene Ontology annotation, biological process: protein ubiquitination.
UGCCGAGCGGGUGCGCGCACGCCGCCCCGGGCUCCCUCUGCGUGGGCGCGAGCACGCCGCCGUCUCGUCGUUGUGAGCGCGGCCUUUCUGGCUGGCCUGGGGGGCGGGGUUGAAGGGGAAAGUGCUAAGGCCGCAGAGUGAAGUGAAAAUUCUACUAGAGGAAAUGGCAGCCUCUUCAUCCUCCUCCUCAGCUGGUGGGGUCAGUGGAAGUUCUGUUACUGCAUCAGGUUUCAGUGUCUCAGACCUUGCCCCACCACGGAAAACCCUUUUCACCUACCCCAAAGGAGCUGGAGAGGUGUUAGAAGAUGGCUCUGAGAGGUUCCUUUGUGAAUCUGUUUUCAGUUAUCAAGUGGCAUCCACGCUCAAACAGGUGAAACAUGAUCAGCAAGUUGCUCGGAUGGAAAAACUAGCUGGUUUAGUAGAAGAGCUGGAGGCUGAUGAGUGGCGGUUCAAACCCAUCGAGCAGCUGCUGGGGUUCACACCCUCUUCAGGUUGAUGUUUCGAGGAUGUGCUGGAGGAGCACAGCCAGAGCAGAGCCACAGAGACAGCUUAUGCAGCUGCUCAGAUUCACAGCUGUGUCACCAAACUGCUAAAUCCCAUCCAUACUUGGUUUCCCUGUAUCUAUCCAUGGCCAACAAAUACUUAAAUAUGUGAUCUUGCAGGGAAAACGUUUAUUUGUUUAAAAAUGUAUUGGGAAUCGGAUUAAGACAAUCAGUUUCAGAGAACAAGAAGGUUUAGGUUUAAAAGAUAUUUAUAAAAUUUUCACAAGCCAAGUAGGAUAUGUGCCAGAAUUAGCCAACUACAUGGCAUGCGUUCUGUCUGUCAUAUAGUGCCUGGAAAUUUUCACCAGUGAAGUCCAAGGUGAGGAUCUAUAGUUAGACCUUUCUGACCUAAACAUUUCUUUUCACAGAUGAAUGUGAUUUCAACUCAGGACCUAUCCAAAUAAGGAAUUUUUAAAAAUUUUUUUCUUUUUCCUAUUUUAGACAUCUGAGUAGAUAGAUCCUACUUCUUUCUAACCCUUUCUAGACAUACUGGCAAAAAAAAAAAAAUUGUGUUUUUUUGAAUAUUGCAACACUUGUAAAAAAUAAAACAGUGAGCAAAAUCCUUUUAGACACAGAAAUCCUCCAUUCAGCUCAUUGGUAGAUUCAAGCAAUUCUGUAGCAAAUCCUUUGAAAGAGCUCCAGAUUGGUGUUUUAUCCUUUCAAAGUCUAAGGGAUUUGGGAUAGGGAAAAGAGGUCAAAUUACUUUUUACAAGAAUCUAAAAACCAUUUCUCCUAAGCAAAUGGUAGAUUUGCUUUGCUUCAGAGAUAUUUGUCUUUGCAGAAGGGUCUGAAUUUAUCUUAUCAGUAUCUGAGUAGGUUUUUGUACCAUGAUAGAGGAAAACCUGGAAGGCUAAGAAGUGGAGUUUUGUUUUGUUUUUUUGUUCUCCCAUGAAGAAUGAUUGGAAAUGUUUUUUGGGUUUUUUAGGAUCCCAGUGUCUACACUGCACAAUUAAGGGAAUCAUUUAUUAUUACAAUGUAUACAUAUUUUGCCUUAGCAUUUGCUUUUCUCCUCAUUAACAACUUAGACCUGAUCUUCUUAGAGUUGCUUAAUUAUAAAUAAAUAUAAUCCCAGGAGCAAUUAACCUUAA